Molecule: messenger RNA, 3337 nt
Organism: Diceros bicornis minor
Lineage: Eukaryota; Metazoa; Chordata; Mammalia; Perissodactyla; Rhinocerotidae
Gene: SHISA2
Product: shisa family member 2
Exons: 2
Coding region: 8-895 (295 amino acids)
Biological process (GO): negative regulation of fibroblast growth factor receptor signaling pathway; negative regulation of Wnt signaling pathway
Cellular component (GO): endoplasmic reticulum
Source: RefSeq, a predicted model, not a curated record
UGGUGCCAUGUGGGGCGGACGCCGCUCGUCCGCCGCCUCCUCUCGGAACGCCGCUUUCCUCCUGCAGCUGCUGCUGGCCGCGCUGCUGGCGGCGGGGGCGCUGGCCAGCGGCGAGUACUGCCACGGCUGGCUGGACGCGCAGGGCGUCUGGCGCGUCGGCUUCCAGUGCCCCGAGCGCUUCGACGGCGGCGACGCCACCAUCUGCUGCGGCAGCUGCGCGUUGCGCUACUGCUGCUCCAGCGCUGAGGCGCGCCUGGACCAGGGCGGCUGCGACAACGACCGCCAGCAGGGCGCCGGCGAGCCUGGCCGGGCGGACAAAGACGGCCCAGACGGCUCGGCAGUCCCCAUCUACGUGCCAUUCCUCAUCGUCGGGUCCGUGUUUGUCGCCUUCAUCAUCUUGGGAUCCCUCGUGGCAGCCUGUUGCUGCAGAUGUCUGCGGCCUAAGCAGGAGCCCCAGCAGAGCCGGGCCCCGGGAGGGAACCGCUUGAUGGAGACCAUCCCCAUGAUCCCCAGCGCCAGUACUUCCCGAGGGUCGUCCUCCCGCCAGUCCAGCACAGCGGCCAGCUCCAGCUCCAGUGCCAACUCAGGGGCCCGCGCGCCCCCAACGAGGUCACAGACCAACUGUUGCUUGCCCGAGGGGACCAUGAACAACGUGUAUGUCAACAUGCCUACGAAUUUCUCUGUGCUGAACUGUCAGCAGGCCACCCAGAUUGUGCCACAUCAAGGGCAGUACCUGCACCCCCCAUAUGUGGGGUACGCGGUGCAGCACGACUCUGUGCCCAUGACUCCUGUGCCGCCUUUCAUGGAUGGCCUGCAGACGGGCUACAGGCAGAUCCAGGCCCCCUUCCCCCACACAAGCAGCGAACAGAAGAUGUACCCGGCCGUGACCGUGUAAUGUGAGGUGCGGCGGGUUCUUGUACGAGAUGGAGGAAGACUGGAGAGCUGUGGCCUUGGGAAGGAUUCCCAAGUGGAAGUCCUCGCAUGUCGGUGAUGUUUAUGGCACGGUUCUUUUGGAUGGCUUCAUUUGCCCCCCAGCUGUAUGAAAACGUCUCUCUCUGAAUUAGCGUUUCUGGAUAUGUUUCACCCCAGUGCAUGAUUGAUUUAUGAUGGAAAAGAGCAUCACCUGGAGAUGCCUGCAUUGUUGCCAAUGGUUGUGUGACAAAUGCUUGAGCCCUUAAGUGCCCUUGAGGUAUGGCUGUCAGAAGAAUUUUGUAAAAGGAUAGAUUAAGGGUUUUUAUUCUAUCAUUAUUAUUAUUAUUUCUUUUUUGUUUUUUACUGUACCAGAUCAGAAUACCUGUUCCCUCCCUUUUACCUGGGUAAGUUUUUUAUAAGCAUCCAAGGGGAAGACAUAAAGAACACAAUUAUGAAAGGAAAUCCAAUUUGAACUCUGUGAGAUUGGUCACUGAUCUCAGUGUUUCACAGGCACAUCUUAAUUUCAUUGUUAAAAGAUAUAUAUAUUUUGUCUACUUUUGUGAUUUUUUUUUGUCUAUGUGCUUUUUUACCUUGUGUAGAGAUCUUACUACAGUGAUUUUCUACAUUAAAAAGAGACUGAAAGAAAUUAUAUAGUUACUUAACUAAUGACAUCUCAGAACUCUGGGAUAAUCUUGCAGUAGUGGGUGGUGUAGUAAUAAAAUCAUUCAUCUCCUUCUUGAUUGUAUCAUCUAAUUUUCCGACUUUUCAGUGACAUCUGAGAAGUCAUUAGGUGUUUUUUAUAUUGAAAUCGUAAACUGUCACCUGCUACUUCUCCAGGUUACUUUGAGUUUUGCCGUGUGAUAUGGCUUGGCAUCUCGUUCUCUUUGCUUUUUGGAUCCCCAUGCCUGCAUAGGACUGAGUGCAGGUAAUUACUGUCGUUAUAAAUGAAGAUCAGCAUUUCUGCCUAGAUCUGAUCCAACAUUUUGUUUUCCCUAUAAAAAUUCAAAGAAAUGCUUUAUAAAGAUACUUAGUAUAGCUUCUCAGCCAUAAUCUGAGACUUGGGAUGAAAUUUAAACCACAGAUAUGAUUUACUUUGUAAAUCAUAAGGCUUGUUAUACUCUCGUUAUCAAAAUGGCUUAUUUUUCAGGCAAUAAGAGCUGUUAAGAGAAAAGCUUUUCAAAGAGAUAUUGCCUUUCUUCCCCCACAAAGUUCUUGUUUUCCUCUGUUUUAGUCCUCAACAAGCACUGUAUUCAUUACCAAUGUUCUGAAUUAGGAAAUUCAAGUGAAUUUAUUUGUGUAUUGUUUACUUAUAGGAAAUAAGUUUAAGUAUGUGCAAGUAAAUUUCCAACUGCUAGCAAAACCAAGAUUUGUAAUUAAAUAAACCGUUGUAAGGUGUGAUCUUUUACACAUUUAUAUCCAUAUCUAUAGUUUAUCUAUCAUCUGUCUAUUUGUCAUCUAUCUAUCUACACUGUUUCUCUCUCUCUCUCUCUCAUGACUGAAUAAUGUAAAACCAUUGUUGGCAAUUGGUAUCAACAAAGAUACUCAAUCAAAUUUUUUUAAUAGCCAAAAGCAGGGGAGAAUCAUUUUACUUAUUAAUAAAUAUUUUAUGGUAUAAAUUCCUAGGGCAGUUGGUUUUUUUAAAUUUUCAUUCUGGUUGGUAAUUUUUCAGAUGGUCUGUUAAAUCUGUUAAUAGAAUAAAAUUGCAAAAAAUUAGAAAUACUGCUUUCUAGAAUGAAGAGCCUAGCUUUAAAAGUAAUUAAUAUCUGGGAAGUUUGUAUGCAUGUUCUAUGAGUCAGUGAGUAUUAUUUUACAUAUUCCAUGGGAAGUGUUGACAACACAAAAGAAACAGUUUUUUGGAGAUAAUUAUAUUAUCAGGCAAAUGUGCGUUCUGUACAUUGUCUUUGAUGGAGGAUUCGGGCUUAUCUAAGGGAGAAAAAUUCCUGGAAACGUGGAGGUGAAGGGGACCUUAGAGAUCACCCAGUCUAGGGAUUGGCAAACUUUUUCUUUUGGUAAAGAACCAGAGAGCAAAUAUUUUAGGCUUUGCAGGCCAUGUGGUCUCUAUCAACUAUUCAUCCUUGCCGUUGCGGCACAGAAGCAGCCAUAGAGCAUACAUCAGCAAAUGAGCAGGGCUAUGGUCCACGAAAACCUUUCUGAUGGACAGUGAAAUUAGAAUUUCGUACAAUUUUCACGUCACAAAAUAUUCUUACGAUUUUUUUCCCUACCAUUUCAAAAUAUAAAAACCAUCCUAAGCUCUAGGGCUACAAAAACCAGGCUGUGGGCUAGAUUUGGCCAUUGGCUAUAGUUGGUCAAUCCCUAAAACUAGUCCAUCCUUACCCAAUGUGGGAGUCCCUCUGCAACAUUCCUGACAGCCUUUUUUAAACAGAGAGAUGGAGAGUGCUUGCUUCUCUUGUACAAGGUUUUCCUU